Molecule: messenger RNA, 1556 nt
Organism: Oncorhynchus keta (chum salmon)
Lineage: Eukaryota; Metazoa; Chordata; Actinopteri; Salmoniformes; Salmonidae
Product: SPARC-like
Exons: 11
Coding region: 557-1324 (255 amino acids)
Biological process (GO): anatomical structure development
Molecular function (GO): protein binding; collagen binding; extracellular matrix binding
Source: RefSeq, a predicted model, not a curated record
UCAGGGACUGAUUUAGACCUGGGACCCCAGCUGUGUGCUAUUACUUAUUAGGUAAGACAGAAAACCAGCAGGCUUCGGACCUCGUAGUGUAAGAGUUGAAUACCCCUGCGACCUACUCAGGGGAUAAUGUGAACUGAAGUGAGAGAACAUUUCGGUAAGAGGAGGAGGCAGAAAGGAGGGAGGAGGGGGAGAUAAGGUGAAAAUGUAAAAAUAGACAAUCAAAUAAAAGGAGAGAGAAAGAGUGGGAGCAGAAUUGGACCAUAAAAACAGAUGCCUUCAAAAGGUGUGUGAAAAGGAGAGAAAAAGCUAUGCAGCCGGCAAGACGCAGGAGAACAAGGAAAAUAGCAACGGAGGACAGAAGCAAGUGAAACUGCCUGCCAUCUUGACCACAAUGCACCUGACUAUAAACCUGCUCUGCCUGCUGGUCCUGACCUUUCACCCUGACCCAGCCAUGCACUGGAAAGCACCUCUUCCCCCUCCAGAAGGCUGAGAUUUGGCAUGGGCCCUCAGAUCCUCAAAAAGUUAUACAGCUGCACCAUUGAGAGCAUCUUGACUGAUGGCAACUGCAAGACACCCCGACCGCAAGGCACUACAAAGGGUGGGAGGAAGAUCCCAGCGCAAACAAAGGCAGGCUGAGGACAGUCUAAGACCAUACCUGGGUAGAGUGGACCCAGUCCAACUGUGUGAGCUGCUGAAGUGUCACAGUCCAAUGGGCUCCUGGUGCCAAGUGGUGCAGGACAACGAAGUCCUCGUCCCAAAGUGUGUGUGUCCGAAGACCUGCCCACGGCAGGGGGCACCAGUGUGCAGUGUUCUGGGAAAGACCUAUGGGAAUGAGUGUCUGCUGCAUAGAGAAGCCUGCCGCAAGAGACGUCGCAUUGGACUGGCUCAUAUAGGACCCUGUCUUGUUCCCAAGGCAAACUGCACAGAGGAGGAGUAUGGCCAAUUCCCAUACCGUCUAAUGGACUGGUUCCUCCUAUUAAGUCGUAUGGGAAAGUCUUAUGCCCCCUAUGCCCUGCCCCAGAGCUGCCUGAGCCAUACCCAGCGCACCCAACUAGCCCAGCGGCGGUUUGCCCUGCUGGACAGGAACAAGGACGGGAAGCUGAGCCAGAGGGACCUGAGGAAGUUGCGCUACAAGAGGAUGCCUCUCGAGCAAUGUGCUAACUUCUUCUUCCAGUCAUGUGACCAUAACAAGAACAGUAAGGUGACCCUGCAUGAAUGGAUCUCCUGUCUGGUGGAUCGCUCAGAGAGCUGGUUCCAAAACUUCAUGUCUAUGCAAAUGGGAUCCGGUAAGCUGUGUCCCAUGAAGACCGACAACCACCUUUGACCUGGACAUGAACACAUCUCCUCUCGCUUGUCUACAUGUGCAUCUGUUUAUCACUGCUAUCUACAAUAAUAAGCAUACAGAAUGAUCCACUGUUCUCCACUUCCAGCAUCAUACUCCCCUAACUGUCACACUCAGUACUGUGUUUGUUUUUGACUUAUGACAUCUGUUUUGUGACGGUCACUGUACAUUCAUCUGUGUGGAGAAAUGGCCUGUAAUAAAUGUCUGAGACCUG